AUGUUGAAGGGCCGAAACGCCAAGAGGGAGGUAGGUGUGCAAAUAAGUUUCACAAGUGGCAAUCUAUCGAGCAACAGUUUGCAGCGUUGCGGCGUGAGUGUGUCGGCGCUCCUCCCUGUUGCUCUUCUUCCCGCACCUGACCGCCACCAGGUGAAGGUCGACAGGCUUCCGGUGUCUGCGCUAGCGCCAGGGGCGAGGGUGCAGGGGCCAAUGACGGCAACGGCGAGCGGGGGUGAGCAGGAGGAGUCGCAGCAUGGGUGCGGCAGUGGUGAUUGGGACGCUUUGCGGAUGCGAGGAGGCAGCACACGGAGUGCAAUGAGCGAAAAGUGA
This is a messenger RNA of Trypanosoma rangeli, 330 nucleotides long. RefSeq lists its product as uncharacterized. Bases 1 to 330 code for a protein of 109 amino acids. Lineage: Eukaryota; Euglenozoa; Kinetoplastea; Trypanosomatida; Trypanosomatidae. The transcript has a single exon. The record is from RefSeq and is a predicted model, not a curated record.